Molecule: messenger RNA, 1883 nt
Organism: Ochotona princeps (American pika)
Lineage: Eukaryota; Metazoa; Chordata; Mammalia; Lagomorpha; Ochotonidae
Gene: ALDH4A1
Product: aldehyde dehydrogenase 4 family member A1
Exons: 15
Coding region: 74-1771 (565 amino acids)
Molecular function (GO): L-glutamate gamma-semialdehyde dehydrogenase (NAD+) activity
Source: RefSeq, a predicted model, not a curated record
UUCCAGGCAGGACUGCGCCGUCAGGUCGAGCCCUGGGCGGACGGUUCAGUGGAAGUCUCGCCAAGAGGCCGAGAUGUCGUUGCUGCUGCCGCUGCCCACGAUGCGCCGCGUCCUGCUCGCCCGUCCCUGGAGGGGGGCCGGGCUGCAGUGGAAGCACAUGUACUCCCUGCAGGUGGCCAACGAGCCCAUCCUGGCGUUCACCAGGGGGAGCCCUGAACGUGAUGCCGUACAGAAGGCCUUGUCAGCCCUCAAGAGCCAGACAGAAGCCAUCCCAUGCGUGGUGGGCGAUGAGGAAGUGUGGACGUCGGAUGUGCAGUACCAGCUGUCGCCCUUCAACCACAGACACAAGGUGGCCAAGUUCUGUUAUGCAGACAAGGCCCUGCUCAACAAGGCCAUUGAGGCCUCCUUGGCCGCCAGGAAGGAGUGGGACCUGAAACCUGUGGCUGACCGGGCCCAGAUCUUCCUGAAGGCAGCCGAUAUUCUGAGCGGGCCACGCAGGGCAGAGGUCCUGGCCAAGACCAUUGUGGGGCAGGGGAAGACCGUGAUCCAGGCAGAGAUCGACGCUGUGGCCGAGCUCACCGACUUCUUCCGCUUCAAUGCCAAGUUCGCGCUGGAGUUGGAAGGGGAGCAGCCCAUCAGCCUGCCGCCCAGCACCAACAGCGUGGUGUACCGGGGCAUGGAGGGCUUUGUGGCGGCCAUCUCACCCUUCAACUUCACUGCGAUCGGCGGCAACCUGGCGGGCGCACCGGCUUUGAUGGGCAACGUGGUCCUGUGGAAGCCCAGUGACACAGCCAUGCUGGCCAGCUAUGCCGUCUACCGCGUCCUCCGCGAGGCUGGCCUGCCCCCCAACAUCAUCCAGUUCGUGCCAGCUGACGGGCCCAUGUUCGGGGACAUUGUCACCAGCUCAGAACACCUGUGUGGCAUUAAUUUCACAGGCAGUGUACAAACCUUCAAACGCCUGUGGAAGCAGGUGGCUCUGAACAUAGACCGGUACCGCACCUUCCCACGCCUGGCUGGAGAAUGCGGCGGGAAGAACUUCCACUUCGUGCAUAGCUCGGCCGACGUGGACAGCGUGGUGAGCGGGACCCUGCGCUCCGCCUUCGAGUACGCCGGCCAGAAGUGCUCGGCCUGCUCGCGCCUCUACGUGCCUGCCUCGCUCUGGCCGCAGAUCAAAGGGCGGCUGCUGGAGGAGCACAGCAGGAUCAAAGUGGGCAACCCCGCAGAGGAUUUUGGGACCUUCUUCUCGGCUGUGAUCGAUGCCAAGUCCUUUGGCCGCAUCAAGAAGUGGCUGGAUCAUGCGCGCUCCUCGCCCAACCUCACCAUCCUGGCAGGGGGCAAGUGUGAUGACUCUGUGGGCUACUUCGUAGAGCCGUGCAUCGUGGAGAGCAAGAACCCUCAGGACCCCAUCAUGAAGGAGGAGAUCUUCGGACCUGUGCUGACCGUGUAUGUCUACCCAGAUGACAAGUACAAGGAGACGCUGCGACUGGUGGAUGGCACUACCAGCUUUGGCCUCACGGGGGCAGUGUUUGCCCAGGAUAAGAAAGUCAUUCAGGAGGCCACAGAGAUGCUGAGACACGCUGCCGGCAACUUCUACAUCAACGACAAGUCUACUGGCUCCGUGGUGGGCCAGCAGCCCUUUGGGGGUUCCCGGGCCUCAGGAACCAAUGACAAGCCAGGGGGCCCCCACUAUGUCCUGCGCUGGACAUCACCCCAGGUCAUCAAGGAGACCCACCAGCCACUGGGGGAUUGGCGCUACGCGUACAUGCAGUGAGCUCCAUCUAGACCUCCGUUGCUACCUACCUGCCCGUCCAUCUGUCCAGACUACUGAUCCACUGCACUGGCCCCGCCGAGCCCCUGCCCCAGCCCCCCUCGCCCCGAACCAA